AGACUUGAAACAAAUUCUGCCUAUGUGUGUGCAAAGAGCAAUGUCAAUGGUGCAAGACACCGGUGAAGGUGGUAUUGGAAUUACAAACAGGAUAUCUCUAAUUUUGAGUUGUCUUCAGCAAACAGAUGACUUUGCGAUUGGAAUUGGACGAUUGCUAGGCUUGCUAUUGUUAGAGAAAGAGAAUUCAUCUUUUCCAAUAAAAGUACAGAAUUGGCUUCCACUUAAAGCUGCUGCAAUCAACAUGAUUCAGAAGACAGGAACAUUAAGACGAGCUUGUCUGCAGAUAUUUGAAAACGAACUUUCACCAAUAUUGGCGGGACUUAUUGCUGUGCUGGAUACAAAUAAGAACAUAAACAUACUUGGGGAAAGAGACACUUGGCAAUUUAAUCUUUGGAUAAGAAUGCUAAACAGACAUGAAAUAUUUGAUUUAACGUACCAGGAUGUUGUUAGAGAAAGCAAAGACACUGAACAGGCAGAUUUUAUUGUCUAUGGUACCGGAUUUGAGGGAUAUAUCUUUCAAAGUAAGAUGCCGUUUUCAUGGUUGAUAUACAGGAAAAUAUCUGAAAUACUGAAAUGUGAUUCAACGUUCCUAGGUCAAAUUGAUGGUACUGCAAGCAGGGCAGUUUUCGGGGACUCGCCGAUCAUGGAAGAGCUAUCGACCGUCCCAUCGGAGAAUCAUGAACAAGCUAUUGAUUGUUACAUUGUUGACUUUGUUAACAUGAUUUAUUCAUCGAGAGAAGAUGAAGAAAUGACUGUACGUAUACAAAUGGAUUGA
Molecule: messenger RNA, 775 nt
Organism: Ruditapes philippinarum (Manila clam)
Lineage: Eukaryota; Metazoa; Mollusca; Bivalvia; Venerida; Veneridae
Product: E3 ubiquitin-protein ligase rnf213-alpha-like
Exons: 5
Coding region: 23-775 (250 amino acids)
Molecular function (GO): ATP hydrolysis activity; ubiquitin-protein transferase activity
Source: RefSeq, a predicted model, not a curated record